GUUCAUUCUCAACCAACCACUGGCUUUUCUUCCCCUCGACAACCACCCACCAUCAAUGCUUCCUCCUCCCGCUGUCGUUUCAGCCUGAUCAGGUUCAUUUGCCCGUAUCCCUGCUCUUAGCACCCACCAUCCUGGUCCUCUUGUUGACUUGGGUUUCUCGUCAGCAAACCUCCCAACCGCCGCCCUACGAAUGUUCACCCUUUCUCGACCACAUCCACUCCCAUACCGUUCCAAGUCGCCUGUUUUCAAUAUUUCGGCUGAAGAGACUGCGAGAUUCACGUGUCCCGCACUUGACGUUCACCGCCGUCAUUGAACAGAGUGACACCGAGCAGAGACCAAGUCAUCCCGUGCACCUCGUUUGCCGGCGUCUGCUUCCCAACCUCACUUGUCCUUCAUUGCCUCAGAUCAACUCAGAAAAUACCAUCGCACGCAUGCUGCCACUGCAUCGCCUGACCUCGGCCGGAACAACUCUUCAUUGAGCAAACGUUCAGCCGCAGCCCCUCCAUCUCCUGUCUCACCAUCAAAAAUUCUCGACAAGAAGUGUAACCGAGUCUUUCGCACUCGGUUUUAGAUGAUGGCUUCCGGCCAGGAACAUGCCUUUUACAGCGCAGGCCAGUUCAUGAACCCUGGCCCUGCUCCGCGCCCUCCUACAGACCGUCCUCGAGAUCUUCAACUGCAGCGUUCCAACACCGCGCUCCCUGUGUCCUCCUUUGAUGCCAUGAAUCUCAAUGGUCCAAGUUCACCCGCCAUCAAUACCCCAAACGCUCCCUUUUUCUCGAAUGGCAGUUCGAUAUCGCUAGCAGGGAGUGGAAAGUCCUCUUCAGCGGUCACCAUCAUCAAGGAAGGACAUGUCCGAUGUAAAGAAGACAAGUUCCUCGCGCAAUGGAACCAGAGAUACCUUAUCCUGCGCGAAUACAGACUGGAUUUUAUGAAGAGCGAGACGGGAAAAUGUAUGCAGUCUAUUCAACUAAACACCGUGACUGGAGUGACACGAUCCGAGGACACUCGAAUGGCUUUCGAGAUCACUCGAAUUGCCAAUCCCAAGGACACUGGUGGAAAAGUCAUCGUGAGUCGAGAUCUGCCCACUCGGACGAUCACUUGCGAAGUACGGAAUGACGACGAAAUCUACGAGUGGAUCGACAAAAUAUAUGAGCGAUGUCCUGGCAUGGGCGGCGUCAGUAACCCGACUAACUUCAGCCAUCGUAUCCACGUUGGCUUUGACCCUCAGACUGGUGGAUUUGUAGGUCUACCCCAAGAAUGGGAGAAGCUGCUGAAUAGUUCUGCCAUUACCCGGGAUGAUUACAAGAAGAACCCUCAGGCAGUGAUUGAGGUACUUCAAUUUGUGUCCGACCAGAAGAUGCGUGACCAGCAUCCAGAGAUGUACACUCCCGGCAUGGUAACUCCUCCAGCAACGCAACCAAAUAAGCAACUUGGCUAUCCUACUGGUGGCAAUUCGGUCGCUCCCCCGAGACCGGCACCCCCAACUGAUGCGCAACGGUACAAUGCGAACCAGUUUAUGCAUAAGUAUCAAGAUAGCCAGUCACGAUCUGGCACCCCUCCCAUAAAGCCACCACUACAGCGCUCGCAGACCGACAAAGGGGCUUAUGAUAUGGAAGCUGAUGCCGCCCGGAUCAAAGAAAUUGCAAACCAAGAACAAAAGCGACGCCAAAUGGAGGCCGAAGCCAAACGAGCUCGAGAUCAAGAACGAGAAACGGCUGAACGUGAGCGCCGAGACCAGGAAGUGUACAAUGCGUCUCUCCCGAAGACUCGUCCAACCAUUGCUCAACAAGAAAUUGGAGGUUUUGGCGGUAGUACCCAACCCAACCGACAAGAUCCCAGAUUCAACCCAGCGAGAGCUGCUCCGAGUGCUCCACAGCAAGUGUCUUCCUUGAGGCAGCAGCCAGUAGCCCAUCGACCUGCCCCUUCUGCCCCUACAACCAGCGCUUCUCAGAAAUCAAUCCCACAGUCAACAUCUGCCGGUCAGGGGUCUCUACGCACUCCUGGCAGCAGGGAGCCAGACCGACAAGCAUCACCUAGUGCGCGUUAUCAAGCCGAGCGUGAUGCUCCACGGAAAGAAGCAGUGUCUAAGCCACAAGCCAACGGGGUCAAUGCUCAAUCUCCCAGCCGAACACCAGGAUCUGUACAACAACCUAAGCCCCUGAACGUUGCGAAACAGCCGCAAGCAAAACCUGCUGCAGAUCCACGUAAGGAAGCCGAGAUUGCCCUGACAGCCAAGAAGCCCGUCGAAGAGCGUGCAAAGGAGGUUCGAAUGUCGAGCAUGAGCGAGAACGAAGUUAUGGCGAAGCUCAAGCAGGUAGUUUCUAAAGACAACCCUAACGAUUCUUACAGCAAACAGAAGAAAAUCGGUCAAGGUGCGUCUGGCUCGGUCUAUGUUGCAAGAGUACGAGAAAGUGCGACGUCAGCCGUGGCUAGAGAGCUGUACCGCACGCAUGGGCCAAAGGGCCAAGUCGCCAUUAAACAGAUGGAUUUACGAAACCAGCCUCGAAAAGAACUAAUUGUCAACGAGAUCAUCGUCAUGAAAGACUCGAAGCACCCCAACAUUGUCAAUUUCCUAGAUUCAUUCUUGCAAGAACAAAACAAUGAGUUGUGGGUGGUUAUGGAGUUUAUGGAGGGAGGCGCUCUCACCGAUAUCAUUGACAACAACCCAGUUAUCACCGAAGAUCAGAUUGCUACGAUCUGUUUCGAAACUUGCAAAGGUCUGGCUCAUCUGCAUUCUCAGGACAUUAUCCACCGAGACAUUAAGAGCGACAAUGUGUUGCUCGACCGUGUCGGUAACGUCAAAAUCACCGAUUUCGGAUUUUGUGCAAAACUUACCGAAUCCAAGAGUAAGCGUGCAACCAUGGUAGGCACACCAUACUGGAUGGCACCUGAGGUUGUCAAACAGAAGGAAUAUGGACCCAAGGUCGACAUCUGGUCCCUUGGUAUCAUGGCCAUCGAAAUGAUCGAAUCGGAACCCCCUUAUCUCAAUGAAGAGCCACUGAAAGCUCUUUUCUUAAUUGCAACUAAUGGUACCCCAAGACUCAAGAAUCCUAACAAGCUUUCACGUGAACUCAAAGCAUUCCUGAGUGUCUGUCUCUGCGUCGAUGUUAGAAGCAGGGCCAGUGCAGACGAACUACUACGGAAUGACUUUAUGCGCAUGGGUUGCAGUCUAGCGAGUCUGAGCGAACUAUUGAAAUGGAGAGAAAAAGGACGACAAUAAUUGCAAUUAGCAGGAGGAUGUGUUCAUGUCCGGCGGCACAAUGAUCUCAAGAUAAUGACGAACGACGAGGAUAUUGUUACGAAGACCUGUGCAUACUCGAAGCCGUUCCAAUUACCAACUUGGAUAUGUGAUCGAGUUGGAUUUUCAAUGGGGUGGGACAGCAUGUGUCAUAGAACAGAGAGAAGUGCUGGCCCUGUUGAAAUGAUCAACAUGUGUAGUAUUCGCGUCUCGACAGAGAUGGCGUGACUUGCGGCGAGAACAUUCCGGCGCGUGCAGCAGCAAAUACAAAACCAGGGGAUCUCGGAGAGCAGGCUUUAGAAGGAGAGAGUGGUCAGCUUUUUGUGCAAUUUCGUCUUCGAUAGAUAGGGACUUUGCACAUUACAAGCCAUGAGAGACGAAAGUGAAGAUCAGCUGGAUAACGAAAGAUGAACAAAAUGCAUUUCAGCUUGACGAUGAGCAAUUGAUGGAUUAAUGCAAUGCGAUGCGAUGUCAAAUGUCGUGUCUUAUUACAGCAUAUUAGAUGUGCUUUCGAGGGUGUUUUCUUUAUCUUCGCGAGGCCGCAGAGACAAUCACAAGGCUGAGGGCGAGUCAUGCAAGGCUGAAUGAACCGGGC
Messenger RNA from Exophiala oligosperma, 3833 nucleotides. RefSeq lists its product as uncharacterized. The record is from RefSeq and is a predicted model, not a curated record. Gene Ontology annotation, biological process: intracellular signal transduction; protein phosphorylation; regulation of MAPK cascade. Gene Ontology annotation, cellular component: cytoplasm. The transcript is spliced from 3 exons. The coding region runs from base 572 to 3220 and encodes 882 amino acids. Gene Ontology annotation, molecular function: ATP binding; protein serine/threonine kinase activity. NCBI's taxonomy places the organism in Eukaryota, Fungi, Ascomycota, Eurotiomycetes, Chaetothyriales, Herpotrichiellaceae.